AUGUCGAGAUUCAGAGACAGGACGGAGGAUUUUAAGGAUUCUGUAAGGAAAGCUGCUGUUUCGAUUGGUUAUAACGAGUCUAAAGUUGCAUCGACAAUGGCUUCUUUCAUUAUACAUAAACCAAAAGAGAGAUCUCCUUUCACUAGAGCUGCUUUCAAAACGUUGGAAAGCAUCAAGGAGUUGGAUCAGUUUAUGUUGAAGCAUCGAAAGGAUUAUGUUGAUUUGCACCGGACUACCGAACAAGAAAAAGAUAGCAUUGAACAAGAAAUUACUGCUUUUAUUAAAGCUUGUAAAGAACAGAUCGAUAUUCUCAAAAACAGCAUUAGAAAUGAAGAAGCAAACUCCAAAGGAUGGCUUGGACUCGCAGCGGAUAACUUCAAUGCUGAUACUAUAGCACAUAAACAUGGAGUGGUUUUGAUUCUGAGCGAGAAACUUCAUUCUGUCACUGCACAGUUUGACCAGCUUAGAGCUACUCGUUUCCAAGAUAUUAUAAACCGAGCUAUGCCGAGAAGAAAACCUAAUAGGAUCAUAAAGGAAGCUAGUCCAGUUAAUGCAACUCUGCCAAUUCCGGAGUCCGUAGAACCAGAUGAAAUUCGGGCCCAGCCUCGUAGAGUACAACAGCAACUUCUAGACGACGAGACACAAGCCCUUCAGGUAGAGCUAAGUAAUCUUUUAGAUGGUGCUAGGCAAACGGAGACUAAGAUGGUGGAGAUGUCUGCAUUGAACCACUUGAUGGCAACUCAUGUUCUUCAACAAGCCCAACAGAUAGAGUUUCUAUAUGACCAGGCGGUUGAGGCAACGAAGAACGUGGAGCUUGGAAACAAAGAGCUUUCUCAAGCAAUCCAACGUAACAGCAGCAGCAGAACCUUUCUCCUACUAGAGUGUUUUGUUGUAAUGGAGAGUAAUGAUGACCAAAACUUCAAGGCGAUUAAUGCGUCAGUAGGUAGAUUGGUUUGGGUUCGUCGCCGUAACGGUUCUUGGUGGCCUGGUCAGACUCUGGUUCAUGAUGAGGUUCCUGAGAACUCUUUAGUUUCUCCGAAAAUCGGCACUCCUAUAAAGCUUCUAGGUCGUGAUGAUGUUAAUGUGGAUUGGUAUACUCUUGAAAAGUCUAAGACGGUGAAGGCGUUUCGUUGUGGAGAGUACGAUGAUUGCAUUGAGAAAGCAAAGGCUGCUGCUGUUGCAGCAAGCUCUAGUAAUAAGAAGUCUCUCAAGUGUACUCGUCGAGAAGUUGCCAUUAACGAUGCUCUUGAGAUUGAGAAUGCACAUCUUGCGAAAGAAGUUCGUGCAGACGAUAAUUUGUGUAGCUCAUCUGGUGAGGAGGAUUCUAAAAGGUGUGUUUCUGGCGAAGACGAUGAGGAUUCGGGGUUGGCUGAUUCAGGAGAGGCUGAAGUUGAAUUGGAUUUAGCGCCAGAGCAAUUGCAAUCCAGUAUGUCUUCACAAGAACUGAAUAACGGUGGAGCUUUGAAAGUGCAGCCGAAGAGAAGACGAACUCCAAAUGACUCGGAAGAUGAUGGGACUGAAGGAAUCAAGCGAAUGAGAGGGCUUGAGGAUAUUGGGAAAGAACAUGUGGGUGCUGUUCUUGAGCAUAAGCAAGAAGUGGGUCUGAUCUAUCAUGUAAACAACAAUGAUUUAAUGUCGAAUGGAAAUAAUCUCGUCAACGGGAACAAAGUAUGCUCCCCGUCGUCACUAAAAAGAAAAAGGUCACAAGGUACGAUUGUGAAUGAAUGCUCUAGAAGGAAAAACCGACGCCGAACAUUGACAAAGGUGUUAGAGAGUACAGCUAUGGUCUCUGUCCCUGUUACUUCCGAUUGUCAAGGGAUUUAUGAAGGCAAAGUAUUGGGAAUGGAGUCUGUUGAAUCCAUGAAAAGUGUAUCUGUUGUAAUCAACAAUAUCUCAGACAGCACUGGGAUUACAUGUGAGAAUGCGUCUGAAAAUGUUGUCGGAGCUUUCCAUAACAACAAGGCAAAAGACAGUGAGAUUUCCAGCAUAUCAGUUUCGGCGGAGGAUGAUUCAUCUGACCAAUUAUAUGAUGUUCCACUAACUGGAGAUGAAAAACACUCUGCAGGUUUUUCGACAGCUUGUGGAAUUUCGUCAUCAAGGGCAGUUCUUGUUUCUGAUCUGACAAGGAGGCGUGGUCAGAGUAGUCAAGAUGUGUUUGUUAAGACAGAGGGAAGUAACGUAUUUGCAUGUACAAAUCCACCAGCUACACAACUUGUCAAUUGUAAUUUGAACGGGGUUGAGAAGAGCACUUCUAAGUGGCAGCUAAAAGGAAAGAGGAACUCAAGGCAGAUGAGUAAGAAACAAGAAGCGAAUAGAAAUGUGUACGGGGAAGAAGCUACUAACAACAACAAUUCUCUGCCUCCUGUGCUCUACGAGGUGAAGAUUGAGGUAAAAGCAAACUAUAACAAACCCCGUAAUGUUCCGCUGGUUUCUCGUAUGAGUGAAUUGAAUGGUAAAGCUAUUGUUGGGCAUCCUUUAACUGUUGAAUCCUUGGAAGAAGGCUAUUGCAACGGUAUGGUUAUGCCUCAAGCUGUUGUGAAGGCGAAGUCAUUGUCCAAAAAGAAAGGAAAGAAGAGGAAAUCACAUGGUGCUUUAUGGAAGUCAAAGAAGAAGAAAUCGUCUUCCUUAUCCGUAAAGACAAGGCGGCUCUCUUCUUUAACGAGCCAGAAGCAUACGGAAAGAGGCAAGAAGCAGAUAACAACAGAAAAGGUGAAGGAAACGGUUGUAGCUUGUAUACCAUUGAAAGUAGUCUUCAGUAGGAUAAACCAAGUGUUAAAAGGCUCAGCAAGACAAACGCAACACCGAGCAUUGCCAUCUCCAGCCAAAGCAUGA
Arabis nemorensis is the source of this 2832-nucleotide messenger RNA. The record is from the annotation of a GenBank genome assembly. NCBI's taxonomy places the organism in Eukaryota, Viridiplantae, Streptophyta, Magnoliopsida, Brassicales, Brassicaceae.